AUGGCGGGCCUGAGCAAGAUGCGAAUGUUCGGCGUGGAUUCGGGCCUCGACCUGGGCAAGGUCGCUCAGGUGGGCAGUGCGGGCCUGGAGCUGACUGGCAAGAUGGGGGCGGCUGGCUUGGACCUGGGCAAGAUGGGCCUCAGCGCAACGGCCUCCUUGUCCGGGCUUCUGGGCAGGGAGGACAAGGACGCCGACCCGGCCGCGGCUUCGGAGCCCGCGGCGGGCGAAGGGGCGGAGUUGCAGCAGCAGUUGGCGGCGGCCAGGAGGGCCGAGGAGCAAGCAAAGGAGAGCCUCGCUCAGCUGCAGCGUGAGCUGGCAGCUGCCAAGCAGAGUGCAGCGCAGGCAGCGGAGCUUCGGGAGCGAUUAGCAUCUGCGCAGCAAGCAGAGGAGCAGGCGAAGGAGGAUUUGGCCCACACCAAGAUGGAGCUUCAAGCCUUGUCUGGGAGGAGUGAAGAUGCCAGCGCGCUGCAAUCCGAGUUGGAGGCUGCAAAGAGUGCUGAAGCGCGGGCAAGGACAGCCUUGUCCACGCUGCAGGCAGAACUGGAUGCGGCCAGAUCAACUGCUACUGAUGUGACGCAGCUUCAGCGCGAGUUGGAGGCGACCAAGGUCGAGCUGGCAGCUGCACAGGGGGCGCAAGCAUCGAGUACCUCGUCAGAGACUUUGGGCAUAGAACUGGACGCUGCGAGGCAGAAGGAGUCGCUGGCACAGGAGCAGAUUGCUGAGCUCCAACGAGAACUGCAAGCUGCACAGGCUGCGCUCAGCGAGUCUGCGGUUCAAGCUGCCAAGGACGGUGAGGUAGAAAAGGCAAUUGCUGCAUUGCGGCAAGAUCUGCAGACCGCGCAGGAGAGCAAGCAAACAGUGCAGAAGGAGUUAGAGCAAGCCCGCCUAUCCCAGGAUCAGGCCAAAGAGGAGCUCUGCAAGCUUCAAGGGCACUUGCAGGAACUUACCUCGCCCGACAGCAAAUCCGUGCAAGAACUUCAGGCUGCCAAGGAAGGUGAGGCUUGCGCAUUGGCGCAGCUGCAGGCGGCAAAGCAAGCAGAGGAGCAGGCGAAGGAGGAUUUGGCCCACACCAAGAUGGAGCUUCAAGCCUUGUCUGGGAGGAGUGAUGAUGCCAGCGCGCUGCAAUCUGAGUUGGAGGCUGCAAAGGGUGCUGAAGCGCAGGCAAGGACAGCCUUGUCCACGCUGCAGGCAGAACUGGAUGCGGCCAGAUCAACUGCUACUGAUGUGACGCAGCUUCAGCGCGAGUUGGAGGCGACCAAGGUCGAGCUGGCAGCUGCACAGGGGGCGCAAGCAUCGAGUACCUCGUCAGAGACUUUGGGCAUAGAACUGGACGCUGCGAGGCAGAAGGAGUCGCUGGCACAGGAGCAGAUUGCUGAGCUCCAACGAGAACUGCAAGCUGCACAGGCUGCGCUCAGCGAGUCUGCGGUUCAAGCUGCCAAGGACGGUGAGGCAGAAAAGGCCAUUGCUGCAUUGCAGCAAGAUCUGCAGACCGCGCAGGAAAGCAAGCAAACAGUGCAGAAGGAGUUAGAGCAAGCCCGCCUAUCCCAGGAUCAGGCCAAAGAGGAGCUCUGCAAGCUUCAAGGGCACUUGCAGGAACUUACCUCGCCCGACAGCAAAUCCGCGCAAGAGCUUCAGGCCGUCAGGGAGAGCCAGGCGCUUGCCUUGACGCAGUUGGCGGCGGCCCAGUCGGAGGUGGCAAGUCUGAGGCAGGACUUGCAGGCGGAGAGGCAGAGCCCAGAGGCUCAAGCCAGGGAAGCUCUGCUGCGGGAGCUGCAGGAGGCCAAGGACCGGGCGGCGGAGCUGACGCAGCAGGCGCAGCAGGCGCAGCGGGCGGCGCGACCGGAGCUGCAGGCGCAAGAGCAGGAGGCGUUGCAAGGCGAGGAAUCAGCGCCGGAUGCAGUGCCUGACGUGUUCGAGGUGCUUUUCGCGCUCCAGGGCUCUCUGGGUUUGGAGUUCCGGGCCCUUGCAGCGCCCUAUGUAAUUGCCAAGAUCCACGACUCCGGCAUCGCUACCGGCCUCGGCAUCUCCGAAGGCGAUGAGCUCAUUGCCGUGGCCGAGGAGUCGGUGGAGCAGGCCUCCUGGGAGGACCUGGUCCGCAAGCUUUCCCAGCGCCCGGUGGUGGCCCAGUUUCGGCGCCGGAGCGCGGCCCCCGGCGCGGACGGAGCGUCGGCCUCGGCGGCGAAAGCCGCGGCGCUGAUCUCGUCCGUGGGCUCGUCGCUGCUCUCCAAAGCGCGAGGGGAGGACGAGGCCAAACAGGCGAUGGCUGCGGAGCUCCGGCAGCUGCGUGGGGAGGUGCAGCGCCUGGAGGACUUGGGCCGCGCCAAGGAGGAGGAGCUGCGAAGGCUCCACGCGCGGAUGCGCCAGAAGGAGGAGUCGCUGCACGCCGCUUUGGGCGCCGGCGGGGACGUGGCGGUGGCAAAGCUGGCGGAAGAGCGGGAGGUUAUGGGCCAGCGGCUGCAGCUGCUAGAGGGUCAGCUGGAGGAAGCCGCUAGGCAGCUGCAGCAACGGACAGAAGAGAGUCAGAGGUUCCAGGCGAACUUCGAGGAGGAGGCCAGGCAGAAGGAGGAACAGAAGCAGCUGGCAGCCUCCCUACAAGAUCGCUGCAAUUCCCUGAUGAAGCAGUUCGAGUCUUUGAGCCAGACCUGUCAGAAUCUCACCAUGGAUUCGCAGCAGAAGGCCGGACUGGAAGGCCAAGUGAACGAGCUGCUGCGCAUGAACGCGCAAUGGCAGCACGCCCACCAGAGCCUCAACGCGGAGUCUGAGACUUUGCGCCAGAAGCUCCAGCAGGUUGAGCAGUUGCAAUUGGAGGUAAGGCGGCUGCAGCCCUUGGCGCAGCAGAGUUUGGAGCUGGAGAUGCGGCUCAGGGAGGCGGAGCAGAGCUUGGACCAGCACCGGGACGCGCUAUCCCAAGCCCAGCAGCUUCGCGCCCAAGAGAACUCGACAGUCCAGCGGCUACAGGCAGAGCUGGAUUCCCUGCAGGAGAGCGGGGAGUCCACUGCCGGCCAGCUGGAAGCAGAGCUCAUGGAAAGGAGCCGCGAGUGCGCAACGCUGCGGAGGGAAAAGGAGGAGGCCGCCAAACGGGCAGAGGAGCUGUUGCAGAAGCAGCAGGAGAACCUGCAGGCCGCCCAGGAGGGCCGCGCUCUGCACGCGGAGAACCAGCGCCUCCAAGAUCAGCUCGUCGGCGCGCAGGAGGAGCAGAAGGCCCUGAAUGCCGUGGUGGAGCGGUGCUUGGCCAAGAUGGAGGUGGACAGUCGCGAGCGCCCGUUCCUGGUGGACAAGCGCAUGGUCACCCAAAUGCUGGCGGCGUACCUGGAGCAGCGGGAAAAUCCCGGGCCGCAGCAGGAGAUUCUCCACAAGAUGGCGGAUUUGUUGGGUUUCACCACCAGCGAGAGGGAGCAGGUGGGCCUGUCCCACAAACGGAAGACGCCGCUGCAGAUGGAGGAGGCCGCGGGGCUGACGGACCUCACGGAUCGCUUCGUGGACUUCUUGAUGGAGGAGUCUGAAGCGGGCUGGUCGCGGCCUUUGGAGGAGAAUGAGAGGUCCCAGGUGUUUCGACUGAGCUUCAGAGGCUUCGGGCUGUCAGGGCUUGCCCCCUGGGAGCUGGCAGUGCGAGAGUCUUCCAUCCACGGCCUCCGUGCGGCGAUGAUGGCGGUGUUGCGAGAGAGCGCCCUGCAGUCCUUGGCGGAGAUCCUGCUGCACCACCAGUUCCUUCGAAGCAAAGAGGCGCUGCGGCAGUGGCACACCGCGGCAAAGAGGCGCGGGCUGCACCAGCAGCACGCGCAGUCAGCUGUGGAGAAGGCAGAAGUGGCCAGCAGGCUGAAGGACAAGCAUGAGCUGGAGGCUGCGCGACUCCGAAGCCAGUGGAAUCAAGAGCGCAAGGCGCUCCUAAAGAAGGAGAUGACGGAGGAGGAAAUCAGGAAGCUGCGUGAGAUGGACGGGUUCCACCGGAGCCGAGUGGCCAAACUCCAUGACUUCCACGAGAAGACGCAGCUGGACACCCAAGUCGCUUUGGACGAGGCGCAGACCAAAUGCAAGAGGGACAUGAAGGUGCUGGCCCUGUCAGCAUUGGAACAGAUAGCUCAGACUCGUCGUCCAGCUGCCACGCUGGAGGCAGACAGCCCAAGUGUGUGCUUCCUGCAGUGGGCCUUCACUCCACACCCGGAGGUCUGGUGUGUGCCGUCACCGCCGGCGGCCAACCUGCAGCACGCCAUCCAGCUAUCCGAGCAGCGCCGGCAGCUGGCUGCGGCGCUGCAUGGGCUGCGCCUCCAGACCCAAAGCCUGGCCGCCGCGGCCGCGGCGAGCGCGGCGCUUUCGCCGGCGGCUUCGGUGCCAGGUGACAAGAUCCAGAGUCAGGACGUCCUGGCAGCCCGUUUGUUGCGGCGCAGCCUUUUGCGGGCCUUGCGGCGGCAGCAGGGGCCCUUCCUGCAACGGCUGCUGCUCUUCAGGCGCCAAAAUCCGCGGGCGCCGCGGGGCUCUCGUGCCUCCGUGGCCUUCAAAAGCAGAGCCUCGCUGGCCCGCGCCAACGCCGACAGCUUUUCGGGCAGUCCGGGCAAGGCCUUCGUGUUGGGGGAGGACCUGGAAGCCGUGCGCCAGCCAAUGCCAGCCCCGCCUGCGCCUGCUCCAGCGCGAAAAGCCAAGGCCAAAGUCGCUCAGGCCAAGCCGGAUGAGACGCAAGCGGCUGAAGCGGCUGCUGUGAAGAUCCAGCGUGCGGAGCGCCAGCGUGCAGAGCGCCAGCGCGCGGAGCGCGCGCUCCGUGCGCUCCCUGCUGAGAGCCACCUGCCUUCUUUGCCACCUGUACCCCAGGAAGUCGCUGCUGCGACCAAGAUCCAGGCCCAGGUGCGGCUCCGCGCCCAGCGGCGGGACGCCGCCGCGCUCGCAGCUGCGAAGGCCAAGGAGGCUGAGACCUCGUCCCCGGCCUUGCAGCGGCGCUCGGCGCUGAAACUGGUGCGCUCCGAGCCAGCACAAGAGGCCGAGCCCUCUCCAAGCUUUACCCGGCGGCCUGCGCUGAAACUAACGCGCUCCACUCCAGAGGCGACGCAGCCCCGAGCUGCGGCGCCGGUGCGGCGGAUAUCGAACGCUCGCGCGCGAGGGUCGCUGGCCAAGAGCCCCGAUGCCGCGGUGCAGGAUGAGCCCACCGCAGAAGAGGCCAGCCUUGGACACUUGCCUCCCGUGCCGAAGGAAGUGAAGGCGGCGGUGAAGAUCCAAGCGGCGGUCCGCGGCCGCCAAACCCGGCGCCGCUUGGCGAAGGCGCAGAGGCAGCGGCGGCAGCCAUUCAUGGCGCCAGCGCCGGCACCUGCGGCGCCGGCGCGCUCGCGCGCCAGUACGCGGAGCCGCGCGAGCCGCAGCUCCAGUGGCCUCUUCGGCUACGAGGAGGGCGAGGAGGAAGAACAGCUCGAAGAUGACCAGGAGCUUGAGGUGGAUGAGGUGCCGCGGCCGACACUGCUGGGGCCGACCGGCAAAGAUCCGGUGAUCCAAAAGACCUGCUGUCAGCAGCUGCAGCACGAGCUGGAAGAGCUCCAGCAGAAGUGCGCUGGUGCCGAGGUCAUUUGGAAGGUGCUUGUGAAGAUCGGGUUGAUGUCAGCCUUGCUCUUGGGACCGGAGGAGCUCCACAGAGCUAUGAUGCUGACUCCCGAUGAGGAGAUGCACCGGGUGCAGAGCGAAGGCGACGAGGACUUCCCCUCUCCCCUGCCCUGGCGUCAUGCGUGGCGUGCGCUGGCGCUCUUGGCGUUUAUGGGGACCGUCGGGGUGGUCCACUCACGGUGGGCUGGAAGCAGCGCGGCACAGGAGGCCUCUACACAGAAUUCGCUGAACAUGGUGGAGCUGCCCGCGCUGAAGAACUCCAAGUUUGUGUCCAAUGCGAAGGUGAUGUACGUCAACUGGACCCAGGAGGAGAAGUCCAUUCCCAAGGCCUUGGAGGAGACGUUCCCCGAUGGUCAUGGCUGGAUCCCCACCAGGUUCCAGGAGGGCGGGGACACCACCAAGGAGUGGUACUGGCAGGACGUCGCCUGGUGGGUGAAAAACCAGCUGCUGGGAAACAAGAGCCCCUUUGAGGACGGGGUGCCGAUCCCCGACUCCGGAUCCAAUGACACUGAUCAGCUGAACCCAGGUGAGUACGUGGCAUACACCAGGCGCCAAGUCUGCUACAUCGCAGCCAAGAGCCUGUUGGGCGCAGGCACUUCAGGCUACAAGAACGGCCUCAAGAGAUACUUGCAUGAACGUGGUCCCGGCGGCUGCAUCCCGCAGCAGCAGAACUUCGGCAAGGCCAUGUGGGGCCUGUUGGCCACCUGUGCGGCGGACCCGACCCUGGAAGGCGGUGCCCAAGGUCCUAUGAUCCUGGUGGCCAAGAACAAAGAGCUGGAGAUCAACUACGACCACCUGAAGAGUGAGAACAUUCAACUCACUCAAGCAGGCUUCCGCAUUUGCCGCUAUGAUGACGGCUCCAUCUACAAGCAGGGCUUCCUUCCGGGAGUGCCCAAGUCUCCCGAGGACCUUUGCUCGCAGCCUCAGUGGUCCGGGCCUGGUGUGGACUUCUUGUCCAGCUCCAGGCACAUGCGUCAGGCCGUGGUGGAUGCCAGUGGCUCCCAUGUGGGCGGCAAGAUGUUUGGAGGCAGCUGUGGAUCCGGAGGCCCUGAAGAUCAGCACUUGCUGAUGUUCAUGCCAGAAGUUGCAGUGCUCAGUUUUUUCCUCUCUCAGUCAGAGGAGCAACCGCAGCUGGCAGCGCCCACCUGGAUCUUGGGCGCCCGCAUGGUGAAUCAAGGCUUGGACGGCACUGGGCGCUGGGCCGGCAACAUGCGGCCGGAGCCUGGCCUGCGGAUGGCGUCUGACUUGGUCCAGGUGGAACUGGACGGGGUGUCAAUGAUGAUGAGCCAAGCCAAGCCUUUUGUAGCAGUGCCUCCUGGCAUUUCCGAGGCGGUCUUCGAGUCGAGCGGCGCGGAUCUCAAGAAAGCCCGGCAGAACCGCCUGGCUCGGCAGCGGAUUUUUGGGAACUCCACCGACGGCUUCGACGAGAAGGUGGCGGUCUGGUACCAGGCAAUCUCACUGGCGGCCAUCCCGAACGAGCUCCACGGGGCGUUUCACACCGUGGUUCGGUCCGUGGGCACCGGGCCCUGGACUUCCGGUCUGAGAUUUGGAGACUCCCAGGUUGAUGUGUUGGCGAUUUGGCUGGGGCAAGCCCUUGCGUCGAAGAGCUGGGGCGACGGGGCGUUGCUGCUGGACUACUACUUGUACUCCAGCUUCGUGGAGAACCCGGGAAACCAAUGCUUUUUGCACUCCUCCCAGCGAUGUGGGGACUGUUUGUGGACCUGCAAUCAGAGGCAAAUUCCGAAAGGCAGUUUCUACCUGCCGGAGAGAGCGUUCAUGACCAACGACGACAGCAAGCCCUGUGUGGGACAGAGCGAGUUCGCUUGCUCCUUCAACGGAAUUGAGAACGUGAUGUGGAACUUCGGCUUGAAAUCCACUGCCCAGCUGUGGCGGACGGUGGAUUUGGCGCUGAAAUCUCACGAAGGAGCCACCUAA
This is a messenger RNA of Effrenium voratum, 7515 nucleotides long. The record is from the annotation of a GenBank genome assembly. NCBI's taxonomy places the organism in Eukaryota, Dinophyceae, Suessiales, Symbiodiniaceae.